AUGGACGUCGUCGCCGCGGUGUCCGGCUACAUCUCCAAGAUGGUCACCGCGGGUGAUCCAUCAACGACCGGCUCCUCCACAUCGAAGAUGAAGAUACUAUUACUUGAUAGUGAGACAGUGCCAAUCGUCUCCACUGCAAUUACUCAAUCUGCCUUGCUGAACCACGAGGUAUACCUCAUCGACCGAGUGGAUAACGCUGCUCGAGAGAGAAUGAGACAUCUACGUUGUCUUUGCUUUGUGCGGCCCUCUGCGACAUCCAUACAGCUUCUUAUCGACGAGCUCCGCGAGCCCAAGUACGGCGAAUAUUACAUCUAUUUAAGCAACAUUAUCCGUAAAUCGUCCCUCGAACGCCUGGCCGAAGCCGAUGUACACGAAGUGGUGCGGGUCGUCCAGGAACAUUUUGCCGACUUUCUAGUGAUUAAUCCGGACCUAUGUUCUCUGAAUCUAGGUUAUCCAAACCAGCGGCUCUGGGCCAAUUCCCCAGAUGUGUGGAACGCGGAUGCGCUGCAGCGAACAACGGAGGGCGUGGUCGCGACGUUACUUUCUCUCAAAAAGAACCCGCUCAUUCGUUAUGAGAAAAAUAGCCUUUUGGCCAAAAAGUUGGCCACCGAGGUUCGCUAUCAAUUAACGCAGGAGGAGCAACUUUUCAACUUUCGCAAAACCGACACGCCCCCAAUUCUACUUAUCCUCGACCGUCGCGAUGAUCCAAUAACGCCACUUCUAACACAAUGGACUUAUCAAGCUAUGGUGCAUGAGUUAAUGGGCAUCCAUAAUGGACGAGUCGAUCUCCGUGACGUGCCAGAAAUCCGUCCCGAGUUGCGGGAAAUUGUUCUUUCUCAGGACCAAGACCCAUUCUUCAAGAAGAAUAUGUUUCAGAAUUUUGGAGACCUCGGGCAGAAUAUCAAAGAGUACGUGGAACAAUAUCAAGUGAAGACUAAGAAUACGAUGAACAUCGAGUCUAUUGCCGAUAUGAAGCGCUUCGUGGAAGAUUAUCCCGAGUUCCGCAAACUUUCAGGCAAUGUGAGCAAACACGUCACGCUGGUCGGGGAGCUUAGUCGGCGAGUAGGGGAGGAGACUCUGCUUGAUGUGAGUGAACUAGAACAGAGUUUAGCUUGCAACGACAACCAUAACAGCGACCUGAAGAAUCUGCAAAGAAUCAUCCAGGUACCCACAGUACCUCGCGAGAAUAAGCUGCGCUUGGUGGCUUUAUAUGCCAUUAGAUAUGAAAAGCAGCCGUCAAACGCUCUUCCGAUCCUCCUUGAUCUGCUUGUAACGGCAGGUAAUGUACCUUCACACCGGGUCAACAUCAUACCGAAACUACUCGCGUACCACCACUCAUUGCAGGCCCCGCCUAUUGCCGGCGGCUUCUCUGACCUGUUUGAAUCAACGUCGCUAUUCUCCGGUGCACGUGACAGAUUCAAAGGCUUGAAAGGCGUGGAGAAUGUCUAUACGCAGCAUUCGCCACGACUAGAAGCGACUCUGCAGAAUCUGAUCAAGGGCAGGCUCAAGGAGCUCCAGUAUCCAUUCCUUGAAGGUGGCGGUCAUAUCCGAGACAAGCCGCAAGAUAUCAUUAUCUUCAUGAUUGGCGGAACAACAUACGAAGAGGCAAAGAUGGUAACUCAGGUCAACGCCAGCUCACCGGGUAUACGGGUAGUCUUAGCCAGCACGUCUGUUCACAACAGUAAGAGCUUCACCGAGGAAGUCGAUGAUGCUGUGAGCGGAUGGCCGGAGCCUGCACCAUCCACCGCCGCUGGACGGCUUCGGAGAGACAUUGGACGGUAG
Molecule: messenger RNA, 1782 nt
Organism: Aspergillus mulundensis
Lineage: Eukaryota; Fungi; Ascomycota; Eurotiomycetes; Eurotiales; Aspergillaceae
Product: Sec1 family protein
Exons: 3
Coding region: 1-1782 (593 amino acids)
Biological process (GO): vesicle-mediated transport; intracellular protein transport
Cellular component (GO): Golgi membrane
Source: RefSeq, a predicted model, not a curated record